Molecule: messenger RNA, 501 nt
Organism: Carya illinoinensis
Lineage: Eukaryota; Viridiplantae; Streptophyta; Magnoliopsida; Fagales; Juglandaceae
Product: universal stress protein A-like protein
Exons: 4
Coding region: 1-501 (166 amino acids)
Source: RefSeq, a predicted model, not a curated record
AUGGCGGACGUGGCAGCAAAGGAGCGGAGGAUACUGGUGGCCGUCGAUGAGGGAGAGCAGAGCAUGCACGCACUCUCCUGGUGCCUCAGCAACGUCAUCUCCGAGAAUUCCAAAGAUUCCGUUCUCCUCCUCUACGUCAAACCGCCCCCCGCCGUUUACACCACCCUCGACGGCACCGGGUAUUUGUUUUCGUCCGAUAUAAUGGCGGCCAUGGAUAGGUACGGUUAUGACGUGGCACAAUCCGUUCUUGAGAAGGCCAAGCGGAUGUGCAAAGACCUUCACGAUGUUAAGGUGGAGAGUAUAGUAGAGCAUGGUGAUCCGAGAGAUGUAAUUUGCCAGAUGACACAGAGAUUGGGUGUUGAUGUGUUGGUGAUGGGUAGCCGUGGUUAUGGCCUGAUUAAGAGGGCUUUUCUUGGAAGCGUGAGCAAUCACUGUGUACAGAAUGUGAAGUGCCCUGUUUUGAUCGUGAAGAAGCCCAAAUCUACCGUUGCAAACAACUGA